CCAGUCCCUCCUCCGCCGUCGCAGCUACGACGAAUGCGCGCGCGGAGCGGCGGCGGGCGAACAGUGCGACCUCGCCGGUAAUUAGUGGACCGGGCAGGAUGUGGUCGGAGUCUGGACACGACGACGACGACGAAACACACACAGACACACCGACCGCGAUCGUCAACGGUCACACACGCGCUUUGGUGUCGUACACGAGUCAGCCGCUCCGCGUCGAUCUUUUCUACACGCACGUAACUAUAAUAUUAUAUAAAUAUUAUAUUGUUGUUGAUAUUGUGCGCGAUAUAAUUUUUCUGCGACGUCCUUCGCGAACGCGUCUAGUGCGUAUUGUCGCGGUUUUAAUUACGUGAGAAAUUCGUGAUUUCCAGUGAACUUUUUUUAGUGCGACCGUGUUUUAUUUUUUUUUUUCGCGCGUUUUAGUGGGAUCGAGAUUUUAUAUACAUUAGACAUCUGUCGUCGAGUUCGAAGCGUGCAAAAGAUUUGAGAAAAAUAUAAUAACCGUAACAAUAAUAAUACCGUACGUAAAAUAUACACACGGAACACGCGCGCACGACGACAAGUGUGUUCAUCGCCGACGGGAAGCAUCUCGGUCGUUAGGGUUCGCGUGAAAAUCGUUUUGGGAGCCGGUGAUGCGUGAUGGUCGGACCGCGCGCGGUAACGGUGAUGUUUUGCGUGGCGGCUGCGUUGACGUUGGUAGCGGCUGCAGUGGCGGCGGCAGAAGCGUUGGAGUCCUUAGAGCCCGGCGGCGUAGCCAUGGAGUUGACCACUAACAGCAACAACAACAACAACAACAACAUUGACAACAGCAACAAUAACAACGGCAGCGAGAGCAGCCACGACGACCGGCAGCCGAUGACCGGGCUACUCGCCGCCGUCGACCAACAACCACCGCAGCAACAGCCACAGCCGAGGAGGUUCAGACACGAGGCGUCCGCAGUCAGAGUCUUGUACCAGACCGGGAGCUCAGAGGAAGAGUUGCCGGUGUGCGAAAAGUGGGCGGUGUGCAGCAAGGUGGACAUGUAUCAAUGGCCGUGGGUGGAGAGGCAGUGCAGGUGUCCGCCGGGCGUGCCGCCGUGCUCGCAAAUGCUGUCGCCGGCUGACGGGCACACCAUCACCGACAAAACGAGGCAGUUCAAGCUAUGCGAGCCCAUCAAGAUGUUGCCCAAAUGUCGCUACUUUCGCGAUAUGGCGUGGACAUUGCGCAGCGAGGGCAACGGUACGCUGCAGACGGUUCACUGCCACUGUCCCAAAGGUUCGGUUGCCUACCUACUGAAGCGGCAAGCGUACCAGACCGAGUCCAAACAGAUCGGCUAUCAGUAUUCGUUUGCAUGCUCCCCUCAGAGCAGGUUACGAUGUCAACGGAAAGAACCUUGUCGGCUGUUCACGGUGCGAAAGCGUCAGGAAAUGGUAGACGAAGUCAACACUAACACGCUGUGUCAGUGUCCGGCGGAACAUACGUGCCCUUCUCAUCACACAGAUGCCGGAGUGAUACAGAGCAAGAACUACUCGGAAGAGAACAUCCGAACGUACAGCGGAUAUUGUAUGCAACCGUCGGUCAACUAAACCAACGACGAACCCUCGCUCAUACCCUACAGGCUGUUAACCACCCAACCACGUGGACAGUAACCGACGAAAGGGUCGUUUUUUAAAUUAUUUUGAUUAAUUCGUCUGUACUUUUUUUCAUUUCGACGAUAUUAUUAUUAAUGAUGAUAUAUAAACAUGUAUAUAUAUAUAUUAUACAUGAUAUAUAUUUAUUAUUUUAAAAAUAUUAUUUAUCUGCGGACAAAACCAAAUUAUACGGAAUAUCUCUUGGCGAUUUUAACUAAUUAUUCGAUUUCCGGUGGUUAUAUUUAUAUAUUUUUUUCUUUGUUUUGUUGUAAUAA
Melanaphis sacchari is the source of this 1883-nucleotide messenger RNA. It is a transcript of the gene aos, whose product is annotated as protein giant-lens. NCBI's taxonomy places the organism in Eukaryota, Metazoa, Arthropoda, Insecta, Hemiptera, Aphididae. The record is from RefSeq and is a predicted model, not a curated record.